ACGCCCUACACGUGCGCUGAGUGCGGGAAAAGCUUCAGUCAGAACUCGGACCUUAUCAGACAUCAGAGAAUCCACACAGGGGAGACGCCCUACACAUGCGCUGAGUGCGGGAAAAGCUUCAAUCGGAGCUCUGCCCUUAUCAGACAUCAGAGAAUCCACACAGGGGAGACGCCCUACACGUGCUCUGAGUGCGGGAAAAGCUUCAAUCAGAGCUCACACCUUAUCAGACAUCAGAGAAUCCACACGGGUGAGAAACCUUAUGAAUGCUCUGAGUGUGGGAAAUGCUUCAUCGAUAGUUCAGCCCUCAUCUCACAUCAGCGAAUCCACACAGGAGAAGCACCCCACACAUGCUCUGAGUGCGGGAAAAGCUUCAGUCGGAGCUCAAACCUUAUCAAACAUAGGAAAAUCCACACAGGUGAGAAACCUUAUGGAUGCUCUGAGUGUGGGAAAUGCUUCAUCGAUAGUUCAGCCCUCAUCUCACAUCAGAGAAUCCACACAAGGGGGACGCCUUACACGUGCGCUGAGUGCGGGAAAAGCUUUAGUCAGAGUUCUGUCCUUAUCAGACAUCAGAGAAUCCACACAGGAGAGAAGCCCUACAUAUGCUCUGAGUGUGGGAAAAGCUUUAGUCAGAUCUCAGACCUUAUCAGACAUCGUAGAGUCCACACAGGAGAGAAGCCCUACACAUGCCAUGAAUGUGGGAAAAGCUUCAGUCGGAGCUCUGCCCUUAUCAGACAUCAGACAAUGCACACAGGUGAGAAACCUUAUGAAUGCUCUGAGUGUGGGAAAUGCUUCAUCGAUAGUUCAGCCCUCAUCUCACAUCAGCGAAUCCACACAGGAGAAGCACCCCACACAUGCUCAGAGUGCGGGAAAAUCUUCAAUCGGCGCUCACACCUUAUCGUACAUAAGAGAAUCCACACAGGAGAGACGCCCUACAUGUGCUCUGAGUGUGGGAAAAGCUUUAGUCAGAGCUCUGCCCUUAUCAAACAUCGAAGAAUCCACACAGGAGAAAGGCCCUACACAUGCUCUGAGUGUGGGAAAAGCUUUAAUCAGAGCUCACACCUUAACAAACAUAGGAAAAUCCACAUGGGUGAG
This is a messenger RNA of Mauremys reevesii (Reeves's turtle), 1092 nucleotides long. RefSeq names its product zinc finger protein 3-like. The transcript has 2 exons. Lineage: Eukaryota; Metazoa; Chordata; Testudines; Geoemydidae. Gene Ontology annotation, molecular function: DNA-binding transcription repressor activity, RNA polymerase II-specific. The annotation marks the transcript as partial. Gene Ontology annotation, biological process: negative regulation of transcription by RNA polymerase II. The record is from RefSeq and is a predicted model, not a curated record.